UUUUUACUUAUAGACAAUGGUUAUACCAGAAGAAAGAGAUGGCAAAAUGGAAAAUGAUCUAAAUUUAGAAAGAGGUAUAGCUCCAGCUGGUGCCACAUCAAAUACAAGGAAAGGGGGACAACUCAAUCUAAAUCCUUCACAAAACAAGGUAAUAGUUGACAUGCGAGAAUUUAGAAGUGAGUUACCAUCAUUGAUUCAUAGAAGAGGUAUGGAUAUAGAGCCAGUGACAUUAGAGGUUGGAGAUUACAUAUUAACUCCUGACAUUUGUGUAGAGAGGAAGAGUGUCUCUGAUCUGAUUGGUUCCCUGAACAAUGGCCGCCUCUACAACCAGUGUGUAUCAAUGUGUAGAUAUUACAAGCGUCCAAUACUUCUCAUAGAGUUUGAUCCUAAUAAAUCAUUCUCACUACAGGGUAAAUAUCAGAUGUCUAACGAUGUGUCUGUACAGGAGACAACAACACGUCUUACAUUAUUGACACUUCAUUUCCCUAAAGUACGAGUACUGUGGUGUCAGAGUCCAUAUGCUACAGCAGAACUUUUUGAGGAAAUUAAGAUGGGAAGGGAGCAGCCAGAUGCUAAUGAAGCUAUGACAGUAUCAUCUGUAGAGGAUAUAGAAUGGUCAGAUAAAUACAGUCAUCAUCCUCAGGAUAUGUUACUUAGAAUGCCAGGAGUUAACUCUAAGAAUUAUCGUCAGAUAAUGAAUAAAGUUCAAGAUUUGGCAGAGUUGUGUACCUUUACUGAAACAGAACUCACCAGUGUAAUGGGACAUUCCCAGAAUGCAAAGCAGUUGUGGAACUUCCUGCAUAAAGAACACAAUCCUUCUGAUAAUGUUGUGUCAGCAAAACAGGCUAAAUCAGACACAGGGAAAAGAUGGAACAAGAGAAAACGAUGAAGUAACAUGUUGAGAUGAAAUGGUACUUAAUCCAUAGGAAAACCUGUGAUAUUUCAUUAUAAACAAGUUUUUACAUAUAUUUCUGUUUUUGAAAAUUAAAUCUGGUAACAUCAUUAUGUCAGAUAUUACCAUUGUAUCAGAUAUGUUUAUUUAUUGUUAACAAGGUCAUUUAUACUCUAAAUGAGAAUGAAAUAUUGAAAUUUAGACAUUUACAGUAAUACCAAACAUAAUCUGAUUAUGAUUUCUUCAAUUGUUAAUAUGUACAUCUGUUUUAAACUUUAUUUCCAAGUUAAAGCAACUUGACUAGAAAUAUAAUAGUCAGGUCUUGCCAACCUCUGUUUUCAUCAUGAUGUAACAUUAUACAUGUAGUUGCUGUUUACUAUCUAUCUCUCACAUUCAUCAUUACUCAGCACCUCCAUUUAUUAUUUCCUGCUAUGAAAGCAAAAGGGGUACCUUGUGUAAAUGUAUUUUCUGUCUGUCCUAUCAUCAGGAUCCAUAUCAUAGAAUUUAUCCAAUUUUCUUGAAAGUUGGCAGUUAUGUAUACAUGUAUAUGAGUAAGUGUUACAAGGCUCACCAAGUGCUGUCAAAACCCAUCCAUAGAUUUUGCAAAAUAAAUGUAAAUUAGAGUAAAUAUAUAAAUUCUGGUCAUUCCUGAACUAAUUGCAUGCAACAAAUUUGAGGAAAACACAUGAAAUUCUAUAAUUAUAAUUCUUCAAGUGAAAGACUAAAAUUAUUGAUGACAUUGCACUAUGUAAUUAAUUAAUUUCAUUACUAUUUUAACUUUACUAUGAGAGUUACUUGUCACUGCUUAAUUUUAUAGGCAUUGUUUCAUUAUAGGUAAAGAUACCAAAUUCAUUUUACUUAUAUACUGAAGUAUAUGAUACUCAAGUGAUCUGAACCAUUUAUUUAUUUGUUUAUUCAACAAAUUUGCCUGUCUUGUGAUAUCUUGGUAUAUUCUUUUCUAAUUUCUUAUACAAGCCUUUUUCCUUGUGUGGUGUUUGAAGUUAAGCAAAGAUCCAGAUAUCUAAGGCUUAAAAUAAUUUUUUGUUCAUUGCAAUGCCAUGUCUUAACUUUGUUAUGAAUUAUGAUUGUAUCAGGAUCUGUUUUGUAAUUAUCAGUCACACUAAGAAAAGGUUUGAGAUUGUUAGAAAUAUUAAUGAUAAAUACCUCAACAAAUUUUAUUGAAUCUGGGCAUUUGUGUUUAGAAAUGAUAUACUUAUAUAAUUUUAGCAGAAAAUCACCAAAUGAUUUCUACUGAAGAUUAUCCAUUAUUAUAUUGUGUUCAUUAAAUUUAUAAUAUAUAUUAAAUCAAGGGUAGAUAAUUAACAGUUUGUGUUCAAAAUAUUACCAGUCAAAAUAUGUUGACACUUUCAUAUUGCAGUGUUUGUUAACUGUAUUCAGGGUAAUUUACAAAACAUUAUGUGCUACAGAUUUAUAAUUCAUCAGAUCUUGUAAUGUGUAUUGAUAUUAUUGGUGCAUUUAGACUUUUUGAUCUAAUUUUGCAAAAUAAAUUUACUAUCAAAUUAA
Molecule: messenger RNA, 2416 nt
Organism: Ruditapes philippinarum (Manila clam)
Lineage: Eukaryota; Metazoa; Mollusca; Bivalvia; Venerida; Veneridae
Product: DNA repair endonuclease XPF-like
Exons: 6
Coding region: 17-889 (290 amino acids)
Biological process (GO): double-strand break repair via homologous recombination; nucleotide-excision repair involved in interstrand cross-link repair; resolution of meiotic recombination intermediates
Cellular component (GO): nucleotide-excision repair factor 1 complex
Molecular function (GO): damaged DNA binding; single-stranded DNA binding; single-stranded DNA endonuclease activity
Source: RefSeq, a predicted model, not a curated record